UAAGCUAUCAGUAUCAGAUAAGGUAUCUGUUUGGAGGCGCUGUACACCUUAUAGCAUGUGUUGUGUGAGAGAGCGAAUACACUCGGUUUUUGGAAACGUUUUCUGCAGAUCGAGCAAGCAAGAGAAAGCGAGAAAGAGAAAGAGAAAGAGAGCGAACGGGAAAAAGGAAAACAGCAAAGGCAAAAAAAAAAAAAAAGCAAAGGCGAAAGCAAAUCAUGGCCCCCAACCCUCUGAACCGCGAGCGAGAGGCCCGGAGAGAAGGGCCAUGGUGGCGAGUGUAUAGCCCAGUGCUCCUCUGCGUGGCCAUAAUGUGUACUGUGGCUGGUUACCUCGCCUACGUCGCCUAUGCCAGCACCCACGGGGCACAGGACACGAUAGUUGUGAUUCCGUCUAAUUGGUCGCUAAGGAAUGGAAACGGGACCAUCCAGGUUGGAGGCACUGUGCCAGGGGGGGUGUACACUGACCUCCUCUUGGCCAAUGUCCUGAGUGGGGGCGACUUCUACCAUCGCUUCAAUGAUUUCGAGUACCGUUGGGUAGCCAAUGAUAACUGGACCUAUUCUACGACUUUUGACGUUGACCCCAAAUUAGUGGAACAUGAACGAGUGGCACUGAUUUUUGAGGGUUUAGACACAGCAGCCGAGGUUGCAGUCAACUCCAAGACUGUGGGGGAGUCAAACAACAUGUUUGUCAGAUAUGUGUUCGAUGUGAAGGAUUACCUUGAGGGCACAACAGUAAAUCUCGAUGUUGCAUUCCGAUCACCCAGUGAGUAUGCCACCCAGAAGUACAAUGAACAGGCUGUAGACUACAUCGUUCCACCAAAGUGUGUGGAUCCAGCAUUCAAAGGGAUAUGCCACGCCAACCACAUCCGCAAGAUGCAGGCCUCUUUCAGCUGGGAUUGGGGUCCAGCCUUUGCCAAUUCGGGGAUUUGGAAAGACUGGCACUUAGUUGGAUGGAACUCUUUACUUGUCAGAAACAUUAUGUUUGCUGCCCGUCCUACGUCUCCUCUGCCUUCAGUCCCAGACCACAGUUUCAAACCUGGUUGGGAAGUCACUGUCAAGGUGUUGUGUGACUCAGCCAUUGAAAAAGGACAGAUGGAGGGAAGUGUGUAUGUGUCUCUGGCAGAUAUCUUUAGCAUGAAGUAUACAGUCACUGCUGCCAUUGAAGAGUAUGAGACAAUGCUCACCAUAAAUUUCACCCUUGAAGAGAACCAGGUAGACAUGUGGUGGCCCAAUGGUUAUGGUUCCCAGCCAUUAUAUGAACUGUCGGCUGUGUGGAAGAACAAGGACCAGAGCGAGGAGUCCAGUGCAAGUGUACGGGUUGGGUUCCGAACAGUAGAUCUGAACCAAGACUAUGUCGAUGAAACUGAUCCAGUCAAAGGUCGGCACUAUAGGGUGAUAGUGAACAAUAUUACAAUGUUUAUGAAAGGCACCAAUUGGAUACCUGCUCAUGUACUGCCAGAGAUGGUGACAGAACAUUACACAAGGGAACUUUUGAAGGCAGCGGCUGAUACUCAUCAAAACUGCAUUCGAGUGUGGGGUGGAGGCAUCUACGAGACUGAUGUGUUUUAUGAGAUUGCAGAUGAGCUCGGACUCCUCAUAUGGCAGGAUUUCAUGUUUGCUUGCAGUAUGUACCCUGUCGAUGAACCAUUCCUUGAGACAACAAAGAAGGAAAUCAAAACGCAGAUUCAGCGUCUUCAACAUCACCCAAGCAUUCUCCUCUGGGCCGGUAACAAUGAGAAUGAGGCUGCACUGAGGGGCAACUGGUAUGGAACAGCAUCGGACUUCGAUCUCUAUAAGAGAGACUACAUAAAGCUGUAUGUAGACACAAUAAAGGCCAUGGCAGUGGAAACUGAUGACAGUCAUCCUUUCGUCAUAAGUUCUCCAAACAAUGGUAUUGAAUCAGAGGAAGAAGGUCAUGUCGCCGUCAAUCCGUACAGUACUCUGUAUGGUGAUGUCCACUAUUACAAUUACCUGAGUGAUGCUUGGCUUGGUCAUGCUACGCCAAGAACGAGGUUUGCCUCUGAGUAUGGCUUCCAGUCUUGGCCUGUCUUCAGGACAAUGAAGGCAGUGACUGCAGAAGAGGACUGGAACCGAGAGUCAGCUAUGAUGUACCACCGUCAGCACCACCCAGGAGGACAGGCAGAACUAGCAUUGCAAAUUGGCUUACAUAUGCACAUGCCUCCCCAAGACGGAUCUGUUGAAGUCUAUGAACAUUAUCUCUAUCUCAGCCAGAUUCACCAGGCAGUGGCUGUAAAGACUGAAACAGAAUUCUACCGUCGUGCGAUGAGCGAUCUGAAUGAGAAAGGAGAAGGGUACACAAGUGGAGCUCUUUACUGGCAGCUAAAUGAUAUCUGGCAGGGAGCUUCUUGGGCCUCCAUAGAGUAUGGCGGUCGCUGGAAGAUGCUUCACUAUUACGUUAAGAAAUUCUUUGACCCAGUCCUUGUCUCGAUGUAUGUGGAGAAUGAAAAGUUGUUUGUCUACAUAGUGAGUGAUCUUGUACAUCCUGUUGAUGAUCUGCGACUGGUGAUUGAUCUGCAUCGUUAUGACAGGAAGGAGAGAGUUCACAAUAUAAAUGAUACUGUUCUUGUUUCCCCAUCUGCGGCCAGUUUAGUUAUGGAAAUAGACAUGUGGCAAGACCUUCAAAUGGAUCAGCUGUGCACAUAUGAUCUCUAUGAUGAAGAAGAUGUUUGCUUUGUUGUGUCACAUCUUUACCAUUCCAACGGUUCUCUUGCGGCACCGGAUAAUUUCCUCUUAUUUGGAAAGCCAAAAGAUGCUUUCUUACCCCAAGCUGUAGUCUGGUUGAACAACCUCUCCGGCCCGACCCAAACCCAACGCAGUAACUGGACCUUCAGCAUGACUGUCAAGAGCGACGAGGUAGCACUCUUUGUGUGGCUCGAGUUGGACUGCCCUGGUGUCUUCUCGGAUAAUGGAUUCCUAAUGACGGGGGAUGUGGAGGUGGAAUUUUAUGCCUAUGAGGAGAUUACUCUCACUGAGAUAGAGGAAAGCAUCUCUGUCGUUUCUCUUACUGAUACGUAUAGCAAAGAGAGGGUGUCUCUGAACCUCAUUGACAGAGCUUUUCAUCCAUAUGACUUUAUGUAUGUAGUUCAUAUCUGAAAAAGAGAUAUUUAGCACCUGGAAGUUCUGAUUGAUAUUAGUUACAUUGUGUGAUGAAUAUACUAAUUAAGUUAGCAUUGUUUUUAUGAUAUUUUGAAAACAAGUUGGUGUCUUGGGAAGUAUAUAGACAGGUUGCAGUGAGGCUUAUUUGGGGAGGGUAUAUCAUAAAUAAAUUGACAUUAUAUUACAUCAUAGAACAUUUAACAAGUCCUUGUACCUGAUAUGUGAAAUAAAGGGCAUACUUUA
Messenger RNA from Penaeus indicus, 3359 nucleotides. RefSeq names its product beta-mannosidase-like (gene beta-Man). Gene Ontology annotation, biological process: carbohydrate metabolic process; glycoprotein catabolic process. NCBI's taxonomy places the organism in Eukaryota, Metazoa, Arthropoda, Malacostraca, Decapoda, Penaeidae. The transcript has 17 exons. The record is from RefSeq and is a predicted model, not a curated record. Gene Ontology annotation, molecular function: beta-mannosidase activity. The coding region runs from base 216 to 3113 and encodes 965 amino acids.